AUGCCAGCAAUCUUGCAACUAGGAUCCAUGGCGAAGCAACCGUUUGCAGACGCCGCGACUGAAUUCGCCCAACCCUCCGUGCAGUCACCUAGCGUGAGUAAUCAACAGCUUCCAGAAGCCAAACCUGAAGAGACCCCAACUUCCAACAUAAAGAAACUGGUACGCAAGCUGACCAAGAGGGUGAAGCCAUCCAAGGAAAAGGGAGCGUCUCUACCAGCAGAGACUGAUUCAGCUGAAGACAAGCUGGUAGGGUUCAUUAGCAGGAACCCACAGCUAUUUGUACCGGCAGAAGAGGAACGAAAGCAAGCUAGCCUUCAAAUUCCGGAACUAGUCGUUCGAGCAAGGACACUGUCGAGGAGCCAGCGUCAACUAGAGCGUUUGGAAAACCCUCUGAUUCUGGACGCUAUCCCUGUCGAAGAGGCAGAUGAGCAGGAGAAGGCCAAGGAGACGAUGAGGCAAUCUAGGACUGCGCGCUUUCGGAAGCGCUUGGAGGAGUACCUCUGA
Molecule: messenger RNA, 504 nt
Organism: Letharia columbiana
Lineage: Eukaryota; Fungi; Ascomycota; Lecanoromycetes; Lecanorales; Parmeliaceae
Exons: 1
Coding region: 1-504 (167 amino acids)
Source: RefSeq, a predicted model, not a curated record